Molecule: messenger RNA, 3088 nt
Organism: Ceratina calcarata
Lineage: Eukaryota; Metazoa; Arthropoda; Insecta; Hymenoptera; Apidae
Exons: 5
Coding region: 839-2761 (640 amino acids)
Source: RefSeq, a predicted model, not a curated record
UAUCUGGCCUCAGUAGAACAUUUACAGAAGUAGCCAGUUAAAUGUGAGACCUUCACCCUAAGCAUCAGACAUCCCCAUAAACGCGGCUCGUUCCACUCGACGAGGCGCGAGCACGCUCCCCAUUAAACGUGCCCGCUGCGAUGUACAUUUAAGAACAAGCGAUUGCGUAAUGCGAAACAUCGAGGUGGUGCACUAUUUGCGACCCGGCUCGGACAGCAAUAGCCUCUUCCACUUAAGGUCGGGGAAGGACCUUGCCCCCUAUAACAGCUUUAACGGGGGCAAAACGCCGUCUGCAGCUUAGAGGAUAGAAGAAAAAAACGUUGUUAUACACGUCCAGAGAGAUCACCUAGUUAGCGCCACAAGAAUCAGUGGUCCGUGGCCCAGAUCCAGUGCCCUUCCACGGGUCUGUAUAAAACCGUAACGCAUCAUCCACUCGCGAUCGUCACUUUUGUGCCACGUUCCAAACACAGUUAGCUACUAAUGAUCGUCAAGAGAACCCUUUGAAACACAACUAUUGAAGAAUUGCAAGAUCGUCAAGAUCAAGAAAAAUCAUGUGGGUCGAGCCCUGAUCAGAAAAUAAAUACUGUGAUUAUUCGAGAUCUUAAUUAAAAAAUCUGGAAGAACGAAUUAUUGGUCCGGGAGUUCGAGCGUUGAUGUGUGCGGGCAUCUUCUGCUUUCUACUGAUCUUCGCCGUGAUCGCUAUCCUCGUCCUGGUGUUAGUCAAGCCAGUCUACAUUUGGGAGAUCAAAGCUGAACAGUGAUUACAAAUUAAAAUUGAAGCAUAGGAAGCUUGAAUCGUGUAUAUAAUAAAUUAUAUCGAAGUAGAUUUGAGUGGACAAUGGCGAGAAUAAUCAUUGCUAUAGUAUUUCUAUCACUGACUGUCAUGACAGUGAAUGGCCAAGGAUCUCUUUUGGAAAUGUCUCAACAGCUUUGGACGAAACUGUUAUUAGGAGGCUUCUCGAAAACAGGUAAACUCGAUCCACUUAGAGUGCCGGUGAUAAAGGUGGACCAGUCGGAAGGGAACACGAGCUACAGAAUAAUUCUCCGCAACGUGGAGAUCACAGGAUUAAACGCGUCCACUUUGGAGAGCAUCCACAUAGCCCGUGGAAGGUUGAAAUCAAACUUGAGCGAACUCGAGGCUGGCUACGUGAGCUACAGCGAUUUACGAGAUUUGGACGCCAUUAGAUACAGAUUCCACACGUUGAUCAAGGAACCGAAAUCGCAGACGGACAGCUUCGAGGCUAUAGUCUCUGCCACCGAUCAGAACAGCAAAUUCAUGGCCAAGGAGGAAGAAGGUCGACUCGAGAGGUUCAGACAGUACGACCCCUUCUUGAUGAAGAUUCAAGCAGACAAAAUGAAGCAAUCUUCGGCUGAUCAGAGCAGUCGUAAGCUUCACCAAGAGUCUGGCUUAGGAUCUUUCAAUAUGGAAGGCGCGAGGGUACUUUCGAAGUCUGAGACCAGCCAAAUCGUCGAGAACCUGAGGUACCCUGCCGAUGUUCAAAUGAUCUAUGCAAUGAGCGCGAUCAAUUCCGGAUUGAAUUCGAAGAAUGAACAAAAUGAGAAUUAUGACCGAUCUAGAACUCUCUAUAGUGAUCAGAACAAGGAAAACAGAGGACAGAGUCAGAGAGGAGAAGCUUACGACAGAUCUUCCAGUGGCUCUUAUAGUGAAAUUCGUAGACAGGGUCAAAGGGCAGAGAAUUACGAUAGGCCUUACAUUGGUCCCUAUAGCGAACAAGCUAGAGAAAAUAUUAGACAGAAUCAGAGAGGAGAGAACUAUGAUUCUCAAUACAGAGGACAAAGUAGACAGAGUCAGAAUUUCGGUAGCAGACCGGAGCAACGUUACGAUCAGGUCGAGGCUUCGGCCUCGGAGAACGUGGAGAGCAGAGUGGCAGAUCAGAGAUUUGUUCCUGGUUACCUUGGCAGGGAACAAGCUUACCGUGGUGGUUCAAUGCGACUGGAAAAACAGCCUGGAUAUAUCGAUAUAGUCUACGCGGAUGGAAGUAAUAAUGGUAGCAUGAGACGAUUUGGAAAUGGGAGAAUCGACUCCAGCGACGGUACCAGAGUGUAUGGAACCAAGGAUUCUGAGGAUAUUCUUGGGAAUAAGAGGAUUAUUAGUCGCAACUGCACCGACGGAGAGUCGUUGACGAAAAGGAACGACGCAGUGAAGGCGGCUAUAGCAGCGAAAAAGCUGGACGGUCUUUCUCGAUACGCGAGGGAUUAUCAGGAGAAGCAAGGAUAUUUCGAAGAGGGCAUGCAGCUGCUUUAUCACUACGGUGGAAUGGAUCGUGGGAAUAGAGAGAAACUGGGCCAGGGAGCCAGACAUAAGCGUGCUCACAGAGACAACGAAACCGAUGACGACGUGAUGCAUGUGAUUAUGAAAAUAAAAGUUCCCUUGCUCCGCGUGAAAUCUGAUUACCAACUGACUGGAAAAGUUGGUCAGGAACUGGUGAGAGGGAACGGCAAGCUAAGUGGCAAUUUCACGGAAUUAAUCGGCGACUUCACGGUCGAACUGAAGAAGGUGAAGAAUCAGGAUAUGCUAAUCGUCCGUGCAGCCAGGAGUAAGUUGAGCGCCAAAAAGCAGGACGUUUCUCUUCAGGGAAUGGACGAAAAAGGAGCAGUGAAAUCGAUUCUCACAAACGGUUUGAUGGCAGCAGAGGCGGUGGCUGCCAUGCUGGCUGACGACCUGGCCACCAAGGCUCUCAACGACAAAACGGCGGACGCGAUGAUUUACAGGAUGUACAAAAAUCUUCCGGUCCAUUAGGGAAACCGGAUACUCCGACAGGUUUACGUAAUUCAAUCGCUCGACUGCGGAUUUCCAUGCACGAUUCAAAAUUGGUUUUAAAUAAAAAUUCAUUCUGUCAUUGAAAUAUUUCAACAUGCUUCUAACAUUUAUUGCAUGCACAGUGAAUUUUCAUAGAAAUGCGUCGAAUCCAUGUUUUAUUAAUGACCGUCCAAAGGUUUAUGAAAUGAAAUAUUUCAAAUUCGAGUUGAAAUAGCAUUUGAACUUUUGACCUAUAUUUUUAUACCUAUUGCGUGCUCUCGUUACUGGCUAUAAUAAUAAUAAAACCGACUAACUAAUAGCACUACU